This is a messenger RNA of Diachasmimorpha longicaudata, 1665 nucleotides long. RefSeq lists its product as uncharacterized. The record is from RefSeq and is a predicted model, not a curated record. Lineage: Eukaryota; Metazoa; Arthropoda; Insecta; Hymenoptera; Braconidae. The transcript has 5 exons. Bases 638 to 1540 code for a protein of 300 amino acids.
UAUUGAUUAUUCCCUCCAUCUAUAAUCUUCAAUGAUUCAUUGGUCUAUGUGACCACUCGGUAGUUUAUGCAUUUCGAUCAAUGAAAUUUGUGUUGCAAAAAGGUAGUGAUUUACACCGUUCGAAUGUGCUUAUAAAAAAUUAAUGGUCUCAUAGAUUUUCCACUAGUGUGAUUGAAAUAUUUCUAGGAUUUCCUUGCAUGACUUCAUCGCAUUGUCACAAUCGGUUUAUGGAGAAUUGACUCAGUUAUUUUGAUAUGAUAAUUAUGUUGCGACAGGAGAAUUAUUUUCACCGGAAGCUCAACGACGGUUGAUGCAUAAUUAAAAUGUGGGUGAAUGUCAUGAAUGUCUUCAAGAUAAGACGUUGAACUCUGUUAAGAAUUUAAAAGAAUGUGGAUUAAUUCAAUCGGAAGUCAGUCUGGUUUCAACGUUACUAGCUAUACGAGAUCGACAAGUUUACUCACACGGCAGUAAAACCCAUAGGUCUACAGACUUUCAUCGACCGGAAACUACUGGGGGCAAGUUUUUCCCUUAACGUUGGGAGUGGAAUCUGAGGAAUCCAUAUGUGGUGCAAACCUCUCUGAAUAUAAGAGCGAUUUACCAGCGAUUAAACAUUGACAGUUCCGUGGAAUCACUCGACAUGAAGGAGCUUUUAAUAUUAUCGUUCAUGUUGGGCCCGGCCGUCCCAUUAGAUCCUCGGGAUUUAAAAUUCAAACGUAGUCUAUUUCCACUAGCGUCAGGAUGGAGUAGUGUUCCAGUUCCACCGGAUUUCGACAGCCUGACGGCAUGGCCCGCUGCUGAAGCUCCUUGGAGAACCCUCAGAGCAUCUCCAGAAUCACUUCAAUCCCUUCAACCUCCUCAAGGGUGGACUACUCUGGCAGGACCACAACCGCCUCCUCCAGUUGUGAUAUCUAAACAUACGGUAAUUGAGAAACCCGUGGCAGUGCCCAGAGCUGUCAUUGUUGAGAGGCGUAUACCUAUUCAAGUGGAAAAAUUGAUUCCAUAUCCUGUGGACAGGAUUGUUAAUAAGCCUGUCCCUGUUGCCAUACCUCAUCCGGUUCCUUAUCCGGUGGAUCGACCUGUCCAAGUCCCGGUGCGUCAGACAGUGGCAGUUCCCAUUCAACAACCCUACGCAGUUCCGGUGACAGUUCGCCAAGGAGUUCCCUAUGCUGUCCCCAUCCCUGUUAUAUUGACUUCCCAAGGUCUUAUUACUGCUCCAAGCAUUAGCCUACCUCCUCCACAAAAUGCACAGACUGGUUUAUCCCUUCCCCUCUCCGUACUCCCCCCACUAGCAAUAAAUACAGCUCUGGGUCAAGGUGCACAAGUCCCGCCACCUGAAGUACUCCCGGCCCUGGGCGACCCUGGCCUUGGCCCUGUCAUCGACAGCAACCUCCUUCUUCGCCCGCAACCCCAAGGUGACCUUUUGGCCUGGGACCCACCUGCGCCGGCACUUUUGAAUGAUAUUUCCGUGCAGUCACCUCUACUCAAGUGGAAGAGGAGUCAUGACGAGAAGAAGGAGGAACAGAAAACAGAAAAAGAAUAGUUAUUAGCAAUUGUAGAUGUAAUUAUCCAUAAAAAUGUUGUUGCAGUGUGAUUGAUCAAUGUAUAGAGCUUCAUACGAUUUUUCAGUUGUUUUCUGAAUAAAUAUAAUGUACUGACUUUUUAUAA